CUUGGUGUUACUGUUAGCGAUUCGCCUGCAUGAUCACGGUUGUACAGGUCUAUCACUACGACUAGAUCUACCAGGUCCCACCUGGACCGAUGAAACGUGAAAGCCACGAAAUAAAACUGCACAAAGAGUCUUUGACAGUCACACAGAAGGCUAGCGGGAGCGCGGAUUCGGCGGAAGGCAGUGAGUGGAUUUGAUCUGACGCAGGGACCAGGUCCACAUGGCCGGUUGGUGAAGCUGAGAGUGAUAGCCGAAGCCAGUUCCGGCGCCAACCACGUCCCCGUCUCUGUCGCAUACCCUCGGAACGCCGAUGCCCCGUGUGAUUUUAGUUUCACUUCGCCCGUUCCUUCCAGCAACAUCUACUGACUCGUGUUGGUUGACGUAAAUCCCCCUGGAAUGGAAGUGCAGUGCGUUGUUGCAGGGUCGUGAGCCGAGUAGCAGCUGGGCCGAAGACGUUAGCUGUACACCACCAUGUCUGUGGAUUUCGAUCAUGAGCCGCACGCGCAGCAGCAACAAGAGAGUGAUCUUCUACCGGGUGGUGUCACUGUGCUUGGCUGUGUACUGCCAAUGUUGAUAGCCAUACUGGCCUACGUGUACGUGUACUAUGUACAUCGUCGUCAUGGCGAGCCACCACUGCUGUCCGGUACCAUUCCAUGGUGGGGCCAUGCGGCCACGUUCGGCAAGGAUCCGUGUCAGUUUGUCGCGGACAUGAAGAAGAAGCAUGGCAGUGUGUUCACCGUGAUGGCCGCCGGUAAUCGUGUUCUGCUGCUGUGUGACUACCGUCAUGUUGUGGCGUUCCAGCGAGAGAGCAAGGUACUGAGUGCUACCGAGCUGAAGAUGGAAAUGGCGGUAAAGAUCUUUGGCACGCAGCUGGCGCGUGCGGAGCAAGUUCUGCAGCAAGACCACCGCGCAUCCUACCUCAACCACCUCUCCGGUGCACCCUUGGCAGAGCUGACAUCUACCUACCAGGACACUCUCAGGUCUUUCCUAUGCCUGCCGGAGGUGCCUGGCUGCACUGCAUCACGGCAUAAUCCAUACGACGUAGAGGCUGAGUUGGAACUGACCCCAGACAACAAGCAAUGGCAGAGCCUGGAUCUUUGCUCGUUGGUUUCGUGGACGGCUUUUGCCAGUGCAGCCGAUGCCAUAUUCGGGGACGGUGCAUACAGUCCCAUCGUCUUGGAGGACUAUCAGAAAUUCGAUGAGAAUUUCUUGCUGUUGCUCGGAGGCCUGCCAUCGUGGCUUCCUGCCAUAGCGUCAUCGCUGCGGGCUCGCCAACGCCUGGUCGACCACCUGUCUAAGAAGAGAAAGAACAUGAGUACGCUGAUGAUGCACCGGCGUGAGCAGUUCACAACGAGCAGCGCUGGAGUGAACUUGGCUGACCUGCAUGUGCACAACAUGGCGUUCUUGUUUGCGCUGGUAGCCAACACCAGUCCGGCCAUCUUCUGGACCAUGCUGCACCUGGUGAAACGUCCUGACGUCACGGACGAGAUCAGGAAAGAAAUACAGGACAUCAUCAAGAGUAAUGAGAGUACCGACGGCAAUGCAUCGUCAGAGACGUGUCAUCCCAGUCAGCAUCACCUAUCCACUAACCCAGAGGUGCUGAGGGGUCAGUUGCAGAGCAUGGUGAAGCUGGAUGGUCUUGUGAACGAGAUGCUCCGCACUUGCAGCGCUCCGCUCCUUGGGAGAAUAGCGCUAAAGGAUUGCACUCUGCAACUACCUGAUCAGAAAGCUCCGAUUCAUAUCCGUAAAGGCGACCGUAUUUGUGUUGCAACACACGCACUCCACUCUCAAGAGCAAGUCUACGGAGACGGCGUGGAGCAGUUCCAGUGGGACCGCUUCCUGACGCCGGACCGCCUCGAGCCACGUGACUUCCGUGAUCGGGAUUCCGGUGAAAAGGUGCGGCAUCACCUGCUACCGUUUGGAUGCGGCAUCAGCCUGUGCCCGGGAAGACACUUUGCACGUGACGAGAUCAAGGUCUACGUGGCAACAAUGGUGCUAUGCUUCGAUAUCGAGGCAGUGGAGAGCGAUCAGGCGGUGCCAAGGUUCGACUUCCCUCGUUCGACAAUCGGUGUCAUACCUCCACUGGCCGGCGAUCAGUACCCAGUGCGUAUUCGACGCAAGCAGUUCAGCUGAGUGAUCACCGAUUAUAGCUAUGAGAAGUUCAAGGAUGCAGACAUCACUUAACACCAUAACACCAUAACACCAUAACACCAUAACACCAUAACACCGCGAUUGUAGUUUGUAGCACAAUAAGGUUCUUACGGAAUUGCAAUUUUCAUGUUCCGCUCAUCAGUGGAGAAUACUGAUUAGCUCAUGCUUGCGCGUCUCGUACAGUGUCUGCAGCCAUCCAAUCGUAUGUAAUCACCCAGCUACAUUGUCUUCAUUCAUGCAGCAAGCACGUCUGCAGUGUAUGAUUCAUCAAUGGCCGUCUUCAACCUGUACACUGAUCUGGCUCCAAAUACAAUUGUAGGUCCGAAUCCUGUUGCUAAAGGCCAAAGUCAUUCUUUGAUAACUCUUACUCAUCGUAUGCUAAAAAUCCCAUGCGGUAAUUGUGUGUGUAUGUGUGCGUGUGCGUUUGUGUGUGUGUCUGUGUGCGUGUGUAAGGCGUGUGCUUCAAUUCAUUCUCAUUCAGCACUAUUCUUGACUCCUCUCAUACUCAGUCUUCACAUCUACAAUUUCAGUGGUUUUCAGAUCUUCAA
Molecule: messenger RNA, 2696 nt
Organism: Sycon ciliatum
Lineage: Eukaryota; Metazoa; Porifera; Calcarea; Leucosolenida; Sycettidae
Product: prostacyclin synthase-like
Exons: 2
Coding region: 469-2130 (553 amino acids)
Biological process (GO): cholesterol homeostasis; bile acid biosynthetic process
Molecular function (GO): oxidoreductase activity, acting on paired donors, with incorporation or reduction of molecular oxygen; heme binding; steroid hydroxylase activity
Source: RefSeq, a predicted model, not a curated record